UCUCUCAGUCUGCGUGCUGUAGCCCUGCUGUGCGAUCCUCUCAGCCCUCUGUUGUAGCACCAAAGGGAGGACACACACUCUCUCACGCAUACUCACAGAGACGCACACACUCUGACAUCCCACAUAAUCUCUUCUGCACACUCACUGUAAGCACCAGCCAGCCAGCCAGCCAGCCAGCCAGCCAGCCAGGCCCGAUCGGAGACAGGGGAGCCCAGCCGUCUCGUCGCCCAAGAUGGAUGUACUGAUGAAGGGGUUCUCCAUGGCCAAGGAGGGGGUAGUGGCCGCCGCAGAGAAGACCAAAGCAGGCAUGGAGGAGGCAGCAGCCAAGACCAAGGAAGGGGUGAUGUAUGUAGGCAAUAAGACGAAGGAGGGAGUUGUGUCAUCAGUAAACACAGUGGCCAACAGAACCGUGGACCAGGCCAACAUCGUUGGAGACGCAACGGUUGCCGGGGCCAACGAGGUGUCACAGGCGGGCGUGGAGGGAGUCGAGAACGUCGCCGCGUCGACCGGGCUGAUGAACCAGGAGGAGCCUGUAUACGAGGGAGAGUACGGAGGAAUGGAGCAGGGCGGGGAAGGAGGAGAGGGGUAUUAGUCGUCUUCAGGACCCUCCCGUCCUCUCCAGCAGCCCCUUCCUGCCCCCCUCUUCGCCUCGCUGUACCAGAAUCCAGAUGUUCAACAUAUUUUUUUGUGACUUUAUGGAACCAAAAUCAACUAAAACAGACUCUUCCGGAUGCUGCACCUCCUCAGCCCUCCCCUCCCCUCUCUCU
Molecule: messenger RNA, 767 nt
Organism: Stegastes partitus (bicolor damselfish)
Lineage: Eukaryota; Metazoa; Chordata; Actinopteri; Pomacentridae
Gene: sncgb
Product: synuclein, gamma b (breast cancer-specific protein 1)
Exons: 6
Coding region: 233-592 (119 amino acids)
Biological process (GO): synapse organization; chemical synaptic transmission; synaptic vesicle endocytosis
Cellular component (GO): neuronal cell body; axon terminus; cytoplasm
Molecular function (GO): cuprous ion binding
Source: RefSeq, a predicted model, not a curated record